Messenger RNA from Salvia miltiorrhiza (redroot sage), 735 nucleotides. RefSeq names its product B2 protein-like. Gene Ontology annotation, biological process: response to endoplasmic reticulum stress. The transcript is spliced from 4 exons. Bases 76 to 570 code for a protein of 164 amino acids. The record is from RefSeq and is a predicted model, not a curated record. NCBI's taxonomy places the organism in Eukaryota, Viridiplantae, Streptophyta, Magnoliopsida, Lamiales, Lamiaceae.
GGAGGAGCUUGGGUUGGAUGGCAAUGGCGACAAGCUGAGUUAGUUGACACCGCUGGAGCAGAGAAAGGGGCGGUGAUGGCGCGGAACCCGGAAUACUCGCCGCAGGGAGAGGCUCUCGGCGGCUAUAUCUUCGUCUGCAAUAAUGUGACCAUGCCCGACUGUUUCCGGCGACGGAUAUUCGGACUCCCUGCUCGUAAUAGAGAGUCGGUUAGCGAAAUAAGGCCUGGAAUGCCUAUCUUUCUCUAUAAUUUUAACACUGGACUACUGUAUGGAAUUUUCGAGGCAGUAAGCUUUGGAGGCAUGAAUAUCGAUCCAUUGGCUUGGCCGGACCCUAACUUUCCGGGAAGAUCAGCGUAUCCUGCUCAGGUUCGUGUACGAUGCAGGGUGAUCCGGCCGCCUCUAAACGAUUCCAUCUUCAGGCUAAUAGUCGGAGUCCCUAUCAGAUAUCGUAGAAGGUUGAGUGUGACUCAGGCACUCAAUCUAUUGGACAUCUAUGAGUAUUUGCACUGCUACUGUGUUGCAUUAGCUCGAGAAGUUAUAGCAGCCGCAAUUGCAUUGCCUGAUAUUUGAAUGUUUGAUACCUGUUUUGGUAUUGUUUGGUUGGAAAUGGAGUAGUGCUAAGUGAGUAGUGGCUUUGGACUUAAUAAUGUUCAAACUGACUUACUUUCUUCACAUAUGUAAAUACUCAAUGCUAUGAGAUGCAUGGUGCAAAUAUUGAUAGUCAGCUUACUUUGA